CUAGUAAGUGACUGAUGACAUUAUAGACUGAAUCCAUCUCUGAGGUCAGAGACUGAGUGCAAUUGAGUGAAAAGUAGACAACGAAAUCUUGAAGAAUUGCCUUGAGGUGCAAGCCAAAUUUAACUUACUCCAAGUAGUGUCGGUUGGACUGAGAAAUUGCUAAACCAAACCUGUAAUAGGACUGGUUAUUUGGGUAACUCUCUUUGUCUUUAUUGCUGCUUACUGUUACUUGUUUCCAGUGUUGUCUUUCUAGGUCCAGAUGUUCUCAGAUAAUUCUCAUUGCCCUGAUUGUGGACAACAGUGGUUCCCUAGUUUAGAACUAGGCCAUUGGUUGUACCAAACCGAACUCGUUGAAAAUGAAUGUUACCAAGUAUUCUUAGACCGUAUUAACAGAGCCGAUUAUUGCCCUGAGUGUUACCCUGAUAAUCCUGCUAACAGAAGCCUUGUUCUCCCUUGGUCUUUCCCACUUGAGUGGGCUCCCCAAAAUCUCACCAGGUGGACUUUUGAAAAAGCUUGCCAUCCAUUUCUUCUGGGUCCUCCACUGGUUAGAAAAAGGAUACAUGACUCCAGAGUGGCUGGUUUUAACCCUGCAUUACAGUUAAUCUUGACCAGAACAGAUAAAACCCUAAACAAAAAACUUGGCCAAAACAAAUAACAUCUGUAACCGUCAAAAUCAUGGGGACUCUAGAGGGUUUUGUGCUAGUAACCCAAGGGAGAUGGAAAAAGAACUCUUUUCUCAAUCUGACCCAGACUGUCACUAGUUGGGGAACCGCUUAAAUUGUUGGAUCUGCUGCUAAGGCAUACACAUAUUUUGUUCAGCAUGAAUUUAGUAAGUAUUCUAGACAGAUUAUUCAUCUAGAACCAGACUAGUUUAUGUUCCCUAUAAAAGAUGUUUUGAAAUUAGCUUGCCCCUCCUUAAAAGGUUCCACAGCCUAAUUAUUGACUUAGGACAAGUUAGUCCCUUAGAAGGGGAAGUACCAUACUGUGUGCUCCGUAAUGGUAUUCUACUGGUAACUUUCAUGGGGAAACAUCCUCAUUGUAGGUCCUAGAGUAUUCUAGUAAAUUUUAAUAAAAAAAAUUAUUGUUAUAAAUUCUACCUUAAAUUCUACCUUGUAUGCAUUGAUCAGUGAAAGAUUUUACAUACAUUUGUACAGUUUAAUCCUAUGUAACCACUUAGUCAUCAUUGGCUCUCCUUGGCCCAUGUUCAUUGUGGCUGUGACCUUAUUGCUAACUGGUCACUGGUAGAGAAAUUACAUUCUAUUAGGUAACACCUUCAUAGGUUACUCAAAAACAUUCAGAAAUACCAUUGUGUGUACUCGACUUGGCUCUUCAUGAGCAAGGACUGUCUUUGUAGUACAUCGUCCUCCCCCGGAAUGUACCUGUACUGUGAGAUACAUGACAGAAAGAGUUACUGAGCCUUACUCCAUAUAUAACAUGGACAGUCUAGGGGGAGGGAAGUAUCUUUUUUUAGAACUAAGAAAGUCUGGCCAGACAUUGGCCAUGUUCUAGUUUUAUCUUGCUCAUGAAAAUCAUGGAUCCAGAGUAGUUGGGGUUAAGCAAUUUAGAAAAAGUCAUUGGAAACUUCUCAGAGGCCACUGAGUAAUUUUUAAGUUCCAUUGUAGAUGCUAGGUUAUGUAACAGCUCAACAGUGUUAUCACCUAUCAAGGACCCAGUUUUUGUCCUUCCGCUCUGGAAUCCUUAUCAUGUCUUUUUGUCCUCAUGGUUUUCCUCAAUAUAUGCAAUAUGGCUUGUUGCUGUGCCAGGCAUUUCAGCCCCAACCAAAGGCUGGAAGCAGGGAGCAAAAGACAUUCUCCUUUCAGCUGUUUCUUUUAUUUGAGUAAAAUCUUGUCCAAAAGUCCUUAGAUGAUUUCUUAGAUCUCUUUAGGAGGUACCAGUUGAUAAGGGAGCCUGGGAAAACUGGGCAGAGGAGAAUGGGGUUGGCAUUGCCUGGAUAGGGCACAUUGCCUCUUCUAAUAAAAUCAGGGCUCUUUUAGGAAGGAAAUGGGGGGUGAAUGGCUGUUGGUAUGCGACAAAUCAUGCUUGCCACAUGUUGUGAAACCGAAAGCUCUUUGUUAGUCUGUGUGAAGAAUGUACCGCGGAGACCCACCUGUAUCUGCCUUAUCUGUCUAUCGUGAUGGAGGUUCUCUUCUGUUGUAUUGCUGAAUAAAACCGUGUGGACUGCUAAAUUGA
Messenger RNA from Tupaia belangeri chinensis (Chinese tree shrew), 2190 nucleotides. RefSeq names its product torsin-1A-interacting protein 2. Lineage: Eukaryota; Metazoa; Chordata; Mammalia; Scandentia; Tupaiidae. The transcript has a single exon. The record is from RefSeq and is a predicted model, not a curated record. The coding region runs from base 260 to 655 and encodes 131 amino acids.